AUGCUUUUCCUUUGGGCACUGGCAUUUAUUUUAGCCCUGCAGGACCAAGAUCUUUUAGCUGCUGCCGACCCUGUCAGUAUGUUACCUGGAAGUUUGGAAGGAGGAAGCUGGUGUAAUGAGCACGACACAAUCCAUGGACGCUUAGAUAUGAUUGAAGAGAAGGUGGUAAAAACAGUGGAGCAUCUAGAAUCGGAAAUCAAAUCGCUCCUCAACAUUAUCAGUGAAACAACAUCAAAUAUCCCCAUUACUCCAGGAACACCACUUAUAGACAUUUUUGAUGGUAAGUAUAUCUAG
Molecule: messenger RNA, 294 nt
Organism: Apaloderma vittatum (bar-tailed trogon)
Lineage: Eukaryota; Metazoa; Chordata; Aves; Trogoniformes; Trogonidae
Gene: PLAC9
Product: placenta-specific 9
Exons: 3
Coding region: 1-294 (97 amino acids)
Source: RefSeq, a predicted model, not a curated record